CGGCUCCGGCGCUGUCGCCAUCCGCGCCCUCCCCUGCGCGGGGCUCCGGCCACGCUGCUGCUGUCGCUGCCUCCGGCCGAGCGGGGGGAGGCGGCGGCUCCGGCUCCCGCUCCGGCUCCCGCUCCCGUCCGCAUCGCCGUCCGCGGGGCGGCUCGACUGGAGGCCAAGAACAGAGUGCAGCACUGGCUGUAGGUACCUUAACAUGGGGAACCUUCUAAAAGUUUUGACAUGCACAGACCUUGAGCAGGGGCCAAAUUUUUUCCUUGAUUUUGAAAAUGCCCAACCUACAGAAUCUGAAAAGGAAAUUUAUAAUCAGGUGAAUGUAGUGUUAAAGGAUGCAGAAGGAAUACUGGAAGACUUGCAGUCAUAUAGAGGAGCUGGCCAUGAAAUACGAGAGGCAAUACAGCAUCCCAGUGAUGAGAAGCUGCAAGAGAAGGCAUGGGGUGCAGUUGUUCCACUAGUAGGCAAACUAAAGAAAUUCUAUGAAUUUUCUCAAAGACUAGAGGCAGGAUUGCGAGGUCUGUUGGGAGCCCUGACAAGCACUCCAUAUUCACCAACGCAACACCUGGAGCGAGAGCAGGCUCUUGCUAAGCAGUUUGCAGAAAUUCUUCACUUCACACUCCGAUUUGAUGAGCUCAAGAUGACAAAUCCUGCUAUACAGAAUGACUUCAGCUACUAUAGAAGAACUCUGAGCCGUAUGAGGAUUAACAAUGUCCCAGCAGAGGGAGAAAAUGAAGUAAAUAAUGAGUUGGCAAACAGAAUGUCUUUAUUUUACGCUGAAGCAACACCUAUGUUGAAAACCUUAAGUGAUGCUACAACAAAGUUUGUGUCAGAGAAUAAAAAUUUACCGAUAGAGAAUACUACAGAUUGCUUAAGCACCAUGGCUAGUGUGUGCAGGGUCAUGCUGGAAACCCCUGAAUAUAGAAGCAGGUUUACAAAUGAGGAAACAGUAUCGUUCUGUCUGAGGGUAAUGGUGGGUGUCAUCAUACUCUAUGACCACGUGCAUCCGGUGGGCGCUUUUGCCAAAACUUCAAAAAUUGAUAUGAAAGGAUGCAUCAAAGUUCUUAAAGACCAGCCUCCUAACAGUGUAGAAGGCCUUCUAAAUGCUCUCAGGUACACAACAAAGCAUUUGAAUGAUGAGACUACCUCCAAGCAAAUUAAAUCCAUGUUGCAAUAACAAUUACCUGGAAUUCGCACCUGCUGUAGACAGACAGUAUUCUGCAAUGACUGAGAUGCACAGAUACUUUUUUUUUUAGUGAUUGCAACUACUAUCUCGUUCAUUCUUGCUUUUUAUUUUCUGUCUUCCUGUUUACCCUUUUUUAAUCACUUUCUUGUUCUUAAGUAAGCUCAGACUUCUUUUCUGUGCCAAAUCAAUGAAAAUUAUCAAUUCUGGAAAGUAUUUCUACUUUUCAGAAUAGCCAUCCUAAGUGGCAGCUAAUUAUGCGUUGCAUUUGGAUUUCUCUGUACUGGGGAAAGAUUUGUGACUUGAACUAAAUAUUUUUAAACUUGUGGUUUUUUUCUUUUUUUGAAAAACUAAUAUUUAAUAUUGCUUCUUCUGCAUGGCAAGACUGCCUACUUCUGCUAUUUAAAAAUCCCUUGAUGACUUCAUUUUCUAUUGCAGCUUAUUUUCAUGUGCAACCAUGAGGAAACUAAAAGCAGAUUUGUUUAAAUUAACUGUGUACAAAAUGGUACCCAACACAAAGGUUUUUUUAAAUGAGUAAAAACUGUUUUGUUUAAAAGUUACGUUUGCAUUUUGACUCAUUUUUGUAAGGAUGUAUGUUGUAUGUUUAACCUUUAAUAACUAACGUUAAACUGUGGUGUGUGCGUAGCAAAAUUACGUAUGCAUGUUCAUGUCAAAUGAUUGGCUGUGGAUAAGAUAAUAAAAUCAGCUUUCAUUUUUCUAA
This is a messenger RNA of Gymnogyps californianus (California condor), 1904 nucleotides long. RefSeq names its product CYFIP related Rac1 interactor B (gene CYRIB). The transcript has 12 exons. NCBI's taxonomy places the organism in Eukaryota, Metazoa, Chordata, Aves, Accipitriformes, Cathartidae. The coding region runs from base 203 to 1177 and encodes 324 amino acids. Gene Ontology annotation, molecular function: small GTPase binding. Gene Ontology annotation, biological process: regulation of actin filament polymerization; positive regulation of T cell activation. The record is from RefSeq and is a predicted model, not a curated record.